This is a messenger RNA of Periconia digitata, 2933 nucleotides long. NCBI's taxonomy places the organism in Eukaryota, Fungi, Ascomycota, Dothideomycetes, Pleosporales, Periconiaceae. The record is from the annotation of a GenBank genome assembly.
CCUUUUACUCACCACCACCGCCCCCCUCACCAACCACAUCACGCCUCGAGGCGCAACCCGAUAGUUUGCUCCAAACCUCCUCCUCCCGCGAUCGCAACGAUUACACAACCUUCCCCUGCAAACAAACGUGUACGACCGCCAGAAUGGGCGUCUCUCCCGCCGUCAGCCCGCACCUUGCGGUUCCCGGCGCAAAAGCUCCACCCAAUGCCUCCGUCAAGGCAAAGACGCUCGCCAUCCUCAACAACAGCCGCUCUAUACCCACUCCCGAUGGCCUUAGCAGGGCAACCACACCAGGUGAUGGUACUGCCGAUUUGGCUGAAAUGAUGAACAACGACGUGCGUGAGCAAUUCGUGUCGGGCGCCCGUCUCGGUGAAGGAACCUACGCCAUUGUCUACCGCGGCCAUUUCCGCCAUGACCCCUCCAAACUCGUCGCCAUCAAGAAGAUGAAGGUCAACGUCGAUUACAGGGACGGUAUCACCAUGGACUCGUACCGCGAGAUGAAGUACCUCCAAGAACUCACCACCCACCCGAACAUCAUCCGCCUACACGCCGUCUUCACCUCCAAGGACCAAAACAUCAACCUCGUCCUCGAACACCUGCCCAAAGGCGACCUCGAGGGUCUAUGGAAGGACUCCAAGACCUCGUACACGCGCGAAGACAUAAAAGCUUGGUCCGCCAUGCUCUGCCAGGCCGUCUGGUUCUGCCACGAAAACCACGUCCUUCAUCGCGACAUCAAAGGCAACAACGUCCUCAUCGCCGCCGACAAUACCCUCAAGCUUGCCGAUUUCGGUCUCGCCCGCAGCUUCUCGGAGCCCGGCCGCCCCAUGACCUGCAAUGUCAUUACGCGCUUCUACCGCCCGCCUGAACUCUUACUAGGCGCCUCGCACUACGGCGGCUGCGUCGACGUCUGGAGCACUGCCUGCGUCAUUGCCGAGCUCGCCACCCGCGCCUUCUUCCUCCCUUCUGAGACAGAUCUCCAGCAACUCACAGUCAUCACUGACCUCUUCGGAAUCCCCACCGAAGCAGAUUGGCCCGGCAUCUCCAAGCUGCGGCACUGGGAAGUCAGCUUCAAGGGCGCCGCCCCUAAACGCCCACAACCACUCAGCCACUGGCGCCAGCGUCUCCCGCUCAUGGGCGACGACGGAAUUGAUCUGCUCCGCGCUAUGAUGACUAUGGAUCCGGCGAAACGUCUGAAUGCUAGAGACGUGCUCAAGCACCCGUAUUGGACAAACCUCCCGCGCCCCACGAAGAAGGAGAAUCUGCCCCAGCAGGGCGGCAAUCCUGAGAAGAAGAUGGGCGAGGACUUGAAGAGGAGGGGUGGUGAGGUCGAGACGGGAAGGACUGAUAAGGUGGCGAGGAAGCUGAAUUUCGGGGCGUAGAUUGUCACGUCCUUUCUUCGCUGCCGUGGAUAUGAAAUCCUGUCAGUAUAUGCGAUUAUGACAUGCUACGACUUUCUGAUUCAAGAAUAGGUGGGCGGAAAAUAACCUUGUACACUAUAUCUGUAUUUUCCAAGCGCCUUCUUUUUCUUCUUACUUACCUAGACACUGGACUUGGGAGAAUCACUGGCAUCAUGCUUCGGCGUCUGGCGUCCAAGUCCCUCUCUAGUAUCGAGAAAUUCAAUCAAAACUUCAAUGUUUUACCACCUACACCUCGUCUUUAUCCUUUGCUUAUCCAUCUGUCUGUGGGCGUGACUCUGUUUUCUGGGGCUACUAUCUCGCCAAUAUCCUUUCUAGGCGAACUUUGCGGCUCUGCUAUCCCGGCAUUGGGUCCGAGAACUUCUCCGCUGAGCUUAAAAUUGCAGUGAAACCGGUGGACGAAUUUGUACAAUUCAUGCACGUCAGUGAACAUGUCACCCACACUAGGAUAUCUUGUCUUGCGUCCUGCGGGCUAGGAAUUGCAGUGAAACGGUGCUGACCUCUCCAUGUUUUUGAUGACCUUAGGAAGAGAGAUCCCCUCCCCCAGGCUAGACAUUGCAGUGAAAAAAGCGAGGCGUUAGUACAAGGCGUUCUCCCGGAUGAUGGUCCUUCAUGCGCCCUCCUGCAUAGCUCAGCUUAGGAGGGUUCCUACCACUUCACCGGUUUUGACUCCAGGCUAAAGAAAUCCUCCCCCAGGCUAGAGAUUGCAGUGCAACUCUCGUGCGAAUCAGCUAUAACGGUUCCACCGGUCGAUACAAAAUCGCUAAUUUUGCCUGCAGCACUUAGCCCAAAGGAAGAGUUCGCGAAGAAACGUCUUGAUUCACCCGAAAAUGAAUAUGGAAUUGUUCUGGUGCAUAGGCGUUCUAACACAUAUUGCAGGCUGUAUAGAACAGAGAUUCUUAUCAGAUGUUUAUAUGACUGCUACGUAGAUGUGAGAAAAAAUUUCUUCCCUUCCUCUCCCUUAACAACUCAGGUCUUGAUAGUAGGCACGAACUUUUCUACGGGGCUUAAUAUUUCAGUGAAAAUUUUAGGCAAUUGAACGCUAGAUUUACUGCUGCCUACAGACUACUUCCCUAAGGCUGAAGAUUGCGGUGAAACCAAGCCUUGUCAAAUGCGGCUCCAUACUCCAAUGCCUGACUGCCUAUCAGAGACGCUGAUUAUACUGCUGCCUAGCAAAAUAGAACUGCUCUUGGGGGCUAAAAAUUGCAGUGCUAUAGAGGCUCUUUUUGCUGUUUUAAGUGAUGAACAAACUAAUGCGGCUCUUGUCACUGCAGUGCAUGCGGCUCUUUCUGCUAGUCCAACUAAACUAUUUUAAUUGUGCUGUUUUUACACCUUCAAUACCAUCGCGCACUCUUUCGUCACUUCACUUGUCGUAAUCCUUGGACUGUGUACAGGCUCCAAAGAAUCAGUUCUCUUCUACCUACAUCAAACAUUUGGAGUAGAAUGAUGGAAGCCCCUAUAGAACGCAUGAAGCGCUGGCGACUCGCGAACAGAGCUGUCCCAGAAGGUCGUUCUAAU